This is a messenger RNA of Pectinophora gossypiella (pink bollworm), 6294 nucleotides long. RefSeq names its product regulating synaptic membrane exocytosis protein 1 (gene Fife). The transcript has 21 exons. Gene Ontology annotation, cellular component: cytoskeleton of presynaptic active zone; presynaptic membrane. Gene Ontology annotation, molecular function: small GTPase binding; transmembrane transporter binding. Lineage: Eukaryota; Metazoa; Arthropoda; Insecta; Lepidoptera; Gelechiidae. The record is from RefSeq and is a predicted model, not a curated record. Gene Ontology annotation, biological process: regulation of synaptic plasticity; regulation of membrane potential; calcium ion-regulated exocytosis of neurotransmitter. Bases 411 to 3368 code for a protein of 985 amino acids.
AGGUAAAGAGAGGCCACACGAGCGUUUCCGGUUAGUUGCGUCGACGCAACGUCGUGUGGCAUGUAGAACGAAGCGACUGAGCAUAUUUUUGGUUGUUUUUGUAAUUUGUCCUGUGUCCCUGUUCAAUAAAGUACCCACUAAAAGUGCUUCGGGUUCGAAUACCGUCCGAGUCAGAACUUUUCAACUUUUCUCACACACAGAUAACGUGAUUAAGAAGAUUUUAGAUUGACUUUCCGUGCGGCCUGUGAAAAGUGGUUUCCCGUUUAGUGGGCAAGUGUUGGUGGGUUUAGAAAUGUCGUGUUUCGGGGGCAGCGUACUCAUCCCCGACUAGAGCCGCGUGUGAAACAGUGCAGUGUUGUGAUGAUGUGAGUGUGUGAGUGCCCGCAAAGCCGGAAAGGAAAACCGCCACCAUGCUGCCUACAAACGUUAUGUCCUUUAUGAAAAAGAUGGUGGCGACGGAGGACACGAGCGCGGUGUCGGGCCAGAUGGACUCGCCGGGCACCUUCGGCAAGCUCCGCCAGACGCUCUCCUCUUCACUGCUCACUGCACAGGACAAAGUAACCAAGAUGGGCCCGCGGUCGGGCGCGGCAGAGGUAGCAGUGGAGCCGGCGCCGGCGCCGCCGCCCGCUCAGCCACCGCCCGCGCCUACGCCCACCGCCAAGCAAGAACGUGAAGCGGGCAAGGCGCCGUCGCGCGUGGGGGCGUGUCGUGUGUGCCUCAAGGCCCUCAAGCCGGGCGAGGUGUUCCACACCUGCAACGGCUGUCAGCACCGCGUUUGCGAGGACUGCUCCUCAUACUCCAAGCCAGCCAGCGACGAAGAGGCUAACUCCUGGCGCUGCUCAGUAUGCCGUCGCAAGGCAGCCCCUCGCCUGCCACCAGCUGCUCAGGACAGCACAGACUCUCUGCUGGACGUGCCUGUCCUCGAGGCACUACAACGUCGUCACUCAGAGGCACGCCUUGGCAGCGGAGGCAGUUCCUCCGGGCUCGCACCGCCUCGCUCUCCGGAGCUGCGACGACACUCAGACGUCUCACCAGCGUCCCUUAAGGAACUAGAAAAGUUGAAGGGUGGCGGCAGCGCGACGCCGGCCGAGGUGGGGUCGCGCCGGCCGAGCACGGUCGCGCCCGUGCGCCGGCGCUCAGUGCGUUCGCCGCGACAGCGUUCCGUCGACGAGGACAAAGCUGGCCAACAGGCUGCCUUGAACGCGCCGCCGCCUAUGUCGCGCAGGUCAUCGGCGGUGGACGUGGUGGGCGGGUCCCAGUCGCGGCGCGGCUCGUACCGCGCGCCGGACGAGUCUGAGUCCGCGCCGCCCAGCAUCGCUGGCCUGAGUGUAGAUGAGGAUCGACCCAUCCGGCGCCGCGGCAGCCAGUUGCCAGACAUAGCAGCGUUACAACAGCGAACAGGAGCGCUUAGCGCAAUGGCGGCGCUUACAUCUCGAGGCUCCGACCACAGCGACACGCAGGCUUCCGCUGCUGCCUCCGCCGCCGCCGCCGCCGCCGCGCGACAGAUGUCCGUCGACGCUGAAGCCAUCAAGAUUGUCAUACAUGACGUUGACGACCGCACGCCACGCCGUGUCUCACUUCGAAGGGACCCCAACGACAAAGGACAUCGAUCGCGCGGCUUCGGUAUGCGCGUUGUGGGCGGCAAGCCGGACGCGAGUGGCCGGCGCGAGGCCGUCAUAGUUUGGACUGUGCCCGGUGGACCCGCUGACUUGGCCGGCCUACAACAGGGAGAUAAGGUGCUGGAAUGGGGCGGAGUGCCGCUAACAGAGCGCAGUUUCGAGGAGGUGUGCGCGGUGCUGGAGCGCGGCGGCGACAACGUGGAGCUGCUGGUGGAGCCGGCACCGCAGACCGAUGAGCCGCCGACCGCGCCCGGCGCCGCCACCUCCUCGCACCACCACCACGCGCUCUACGAACCGGAUACGGACAAAUCGCCAUCGUCGCCGACUCGACGGAAAUUGCCGAAAACCCCGGAGCAAGAUCGUGCUGAGCGCGCGCGCGAGCGUCCGCCGGCGCGGGCGCAGCUGCAGGUGUGGUUCGAGAGCGAGCUACGGAAACUAGUGGUGGUACUGAUUGCUGCCGACGACCUGCCUCCGAGGGACCACACGCUCGGCUACGGUGACGAGCCUGAAGCUUUCGCCAGAAUACGUCUAUUGCCGUCAUUGGAGAGCUGCCCGCCGGUGGAGACCGACCCGGCGUCAGCGUCCUGCAGCCCCGUGUGGAACGCUACUCUCGGUUUCGGAGGCCUCACAGCAGACUUGUUGGCAGGCCGCGCUCUUGAGCUCACUCUGUGGGAUGCCUGUCCCGGAAUCGAUCCUGUGCUCAUCGGAGAGUGCACGAUGGAAGUUGAAAAGGCAUUUGCUGAGGAACGCGCAGUGUGGUGGACACUGGAGGAGCGCGGCACGAGGUCCGCCAACGCCUCGCCCCGCGGCUCGCUCACAGGUGCGCGAGCGUUGCGCCGCGGGGACUUCGCCUCGCAGCGCUCUGUCUCAGAUGAUGUGGACUCGAUUGGCGAGUGCGCGUCUCUUCUGCAUCCCGAUCACGCUUGGGUGGGCGGCUCUCGCCGAGGCUCGUCGCAGUCUGAGACCUUAGAGGUAGAGGUCUACCAGCUUGGAAAAGACUUCUCCCGUUCUCUUCCCGGAUCCCGACGAUCAUCAUUCCAGCAAGCCGAGAAAGAUGGCGGUGGAGACGCGAGCGGCGCCCCGUCGCGCCGCGGCGAGCGCCGGCGUUCCUCGUGCGUGCGCCGCGACCCCGACGAUAUCUUGCGCUCCCUGCGCGCAGUCAAGGGUGAACUUGGCCGUACUCUCUCCCUCUCCGGGUCCACGGCCAGGCGCACGGCGACGGGGCGCAAGGGCAGCAUGUGGGCGGCGGUGCCGGCGGCGGCGGCGCAGGACAAGCUGGGCGACGACGACGACGACGUGCCGCUGGGGCCCGGCCAGCUGCCGCCACGCAACGCCACCCUCGCGCCGCUACACGCUGAGAUCAAUCUCAGCAUCAUCAUGAUCAAAGGACAGUUGGAACUUGAGGUAUCUCACGCUCGUCGAGUGUACGGAGUGAAUGGAGAAGUGCCGGAUUCGUACGUGAAGUGCUACAUGCGCGACGGGGACAAGUGGCUGCACAAGCGCAAGACACGCGUCGUCCGCCGUACCACCGAGCCGCACUUCAAACAGACACUCAAAUACCAGGCGAGCGAUGCGCUCGGGCGUACGCUAGUAGUGAUGCUGUGGCAGCGCUGCGGCGGGUUCGAACACAACCUAGCGCUGGGUGGCGCGGAGAUCUGCCUGGACAAGCUGACGCUGCCUCAGCGCACGUACGGCUGGUACCCGCUGUUCCCCGCCACCUCCUUCGCCGGUGCCGACUCGCCCGACUGAUCCAGAGAGCCGUCGCCGGAGCGCCGCGACGACUAGCGCUCCCGACGGCUCACACACACCCCACUCGCUCCAAAAGUCGCCAUCAGAGCCCAUUGCUCUACGUCGUCCACUUUCAAGCAGCACGCUGCCCAUUUGCUGCCCUUCGUUGUGAACAAUCCUAUUUAGGCGAUCUCAGGCUCUAACUAUAGGUUGUUGCCCGCCUAGAUCAGCCAUUAGACAUUAAACAAUGUACAUAAUAUAACUUGAAAUGUAUUAAGCAACAUAUAUGUUACUUAUCCGAUAAACCCGCUAAUUACCUAGGUAUUUUGUUAUAGCUUUAUCUUUAUUGAAACGUACAAAGGUUUAUGUAAAUAAGUCACUUGAUUGGUCAUCGAUGUGAUACUCAGCCGUGUGCUGUAUUUAUUGGUCCUUACGGGCAGGCCCCUAGCGACCGGGAAUGACACCAUUUAGAAUGUAGUUAACUUGAAAAGGAGCUUAUUAAAAGUUGCUUUGGUUUUAAAUUAAAUGGAUUUAUACAUUUUUAGACAUGAUUACUGAAAUUGCGACUUUAAAUUCAUCCAAAAUAAUAAUUAAAAUAUUUGGAGGACCUUCAAAAUAAUCUACCAUCACAAUAAUUUGAGAGAACAACUUAGCAACGCUCUAUACGCGAUUCAAAUAAAAUAUUUGUAGCGCUUUUAUAUGUUUAUGUGUAAAUCUGAAAUAUAUAACCUAUUUACGUAAAUGUUCCAUUUAUAGAAUAUGUAGAUGAAUGGGUAAAUGACAACUGUGUACUAUUUCCAAAACAGUAAGCUGUUAACUAUAUUAAAACUUGGAUGAAACUACAAACUUCACUUGCCCAGUCAUCUUUUAUAAUAUUAUACAGAAAUUAGAUCAUUACAAAGAGAUCAAUCGUAGAGCAUGCCAUAGUGAUUGAUUAUCUGCUUCUAUCGAAUAUGUCUCCUUUUCCUGCUAAACAUUAUACUUCAUCUUUAGGUCAGGAUUCACCACUUUAUACAAUAUCUCACCCGGUUUUUCUUUUUAAUUUUAUAGUCACUUGCUACAACUAUCGAUCUUAAUAAAAAUCAUCUAAAUAACCCCAACUUUGACACUUUGCCUUAUAUGAUAUAUAAAAAAUUCUAAGGUUAUUCUAGUGAGUAAGCGCGUCUAGGUACUAUUCUUCCAAGGUUGUGCUUUAGUGAAUUUCCCUAAUGUAUACUUACAACUUGGUUUAUAGUCAUUGCUAAACUAAAGUCUUAGAGCUUCUUUUCUUGUGUCAAAAGUUUACAAUCUAUCUGUUCGUAUUUACUGUAAAUAUCUAAGGUAAAAUUGUUUUCCCUAAAAUUUCUACGCACAACUACUUUCGUGAUAGAGUUAAAUUUUGAUCAUCCUUUUAUAGUCUAUAACUUCUACGAAUGUACACAAGUUUGACAAAUACUGUAUACAUAUGAAGUCUUCGAUAUCAAUAUAAUCAAAUUAAGUAGACAGUUUGAGAUCAUGUCAAUCGUAGAGUCAUGCAAUCAUAAAGUUUGUGCCAUGUUCACGUCAUCAGUGUAUUAUAUCUAAUGUAGAGAGAGACAUACUCGUUGUAUAAAGGAGCGAUCCAGAAUUGGGCACGAGAGGUAUGAGCAAAUGUUGUCAUCUGCGCACUGAGUUGCCGGCCAGGCGCCGACCCAGCUCCUUAGUUAGUACUUACAAUUUGUAUGUAGAUAAAUCACAUAUUCGUGAAAAAUAUUUUUAUUGUCGGUGUUAGAUACGAAGUAACAUAUCUACGCGAGAAAUCUUACUGUAAUAUAACUCGUCAAAAUCUGUGUUCUUCCAGUGCUGUCGUAGCUUAGUGGCUCGCCUGACAAUAUCUUACUGGUUCACUAUCGUUUACUACUUGACAGCGUGGCGGUGACCACUGCAGGAACCUCGCGCACGCGCUGUGCACGCUACUUACUACUUACAUCGUUAGGUAACUUAUCAUAAUAUAUUUUCAAUGCCUAUUCUCUAUUUAAUUUAUCAUUGUUGUACAUUUCUAAAGAGAGAGAAUGUUUAUAGAAUGUCUCAGUACCUAUUAGACUAGAUAUAUUUAAAACAUUCAAAUGUUACAAAUUGCCUAAAUAUAUAUCUAGGAUAUAUCAACAACCAGUCAUUGAAUAUAUUUUUACAAAAUAAUUUUCUAUUGUGUCGUAUUCUAAAUUGUUAAAAGGGGAAUGAACAAAAUAAACAUAUAUUAUUUAUCAAAUGUAUCAAACAAAAUUAGUUGUUAAAUAAAAGAUAAUAUAACAACUGAUUUCGACGUUUGUCGAGAUUGGUCAAAACCAACUUACGCUUAUUAACUCGAUAUUUAGAUUAACAAAAUUAUAUCUUACGUAAGAGACAAAUGUAAAAUGGUAUUAUCUAAUAUAAUGUGCCUCGACCCUGUCGCCCCACCCUUCACGUACAUAUCUCAAGCAUAGUGAUGGAUAAUGCACGUGGUCCAUUUAUCUGCAUCCUUAUCUGUAGCGUGAGUGAACAAAUCACUUGUGAUAUUGUAUCCGAUAUCAUACAGUACCUUACUUAACUAACUUUAACUUUCAUACUUUUAGUGUCGUAUUGGUUCUUCCUAGAUACAAAAAGAUCUCUGCUAAAUCCCUCUUUCUUGGUAAAUACUGGAAGCUAACUUAUUCUAUACUGUUACAAAGGUUAUAAAUUGUAUUUUCCAAAAAUUUAAAUACUGUCAUAAAACUGAAUUUUCAAAGCUUUUGAAGGUUUUUUUUUAGAUACUUACUUAAUAUAUUAUUGUUACAAGUAAACUAUAACUCUGAUAUAUGUAGAAUCUUUAUAUGAAUGUCGGUCUUUCAGUAUUAAUCAUGAAAAUGGAGUAGAGCUCUACAAAUCCUAGUACGUAACAAAUAUGUGUGUCAAAGUAUAUUAUUAAAUAAAUGUGAUAACAAAUGAGUUUAUUAUAGCGAUAUAAAGAUCA